Dipodomys ordii (Ord's kangaroo rat) is the source of this 1038-nucleotide messenger RNA. Its product is annotated as prorelaxin-like. The coding region runs from base 505 to 879 and encodes 124 amino acids. The transcript is spliced from 3 exons. Lineage: Eukaryota; Metazoa; Chordata; Mammalia; Rodentia; Heteromyidae. The record is from RefSeq and is a predicted model, not a curated record.
GGCCCCUCAGGUUUUAAAACCCACCAAUCAUAGUAGUAGGCUAUCAGGAAGGCUCUCCAUUCUAUGGAGAAUUGUUCUAAAGACAUCACAGUGGGGAGCUCAUAGUAAGUUGGGCAUUGAACCUCAGGUUUCAGCACCAGACUACCACUUAAGCAGGGCUUCAAGCACUCAAAGGACACUGUGGCAAUAGACUCAGGGCACAAACUCAGUGGGUAUCUCACUGUGGGCAGAAACGAAUUUGCCAAUGUUGAGUGUUAAUUCCCCCAAGGCCCUAGUCAGUUUCCAAACUGACAUUAUGCCAAAGCCCUGACCCCAACCACAGUCUUCAUCUCCACAGGUACUGUUGAUAGACUGCACCUGAUGAUCAGCAUUUGAGUGAAGACAAGGCCCUUCUCCAACUGUCACAAGAAGAUAUCAUGUCUUUUAUUGGGAUCUAAAGGAGCCUGGCUACUGCUGAGCCUGAGCCCCAGUGAGACCACUGCCAGCUCUCAGAGUCAGGGCGCUAUGUCCUGCAAUGCUACAGUUAUCCACAAGCUCCAAAAGUUCUGCAGGAAUGUUGGAAGGAGAGAUGCAAAAGUCCGUGCGAAGCUGACACUUCAAGGGGAACCACAGUCAGAAAGCCAAGUCUUCCUCCACAACAGAGAUUCGGAUGCCUUAAAGCUCAUGUUAGAACACAUUCCUGAGUUUUCACCGGAACUGAAGACUAUGCUUUCACAGGAACUGAAGACUAAGCCCUUCCUGAGGAAGACAGACCAUCCAAAAGAAAGGGCAACAAAGCUUGACAUGGUUACUUCCUUUGCAUCGCUUUGCUGUGCAAGUGAUUGCAUCAGAAAACUUAAGCGGAUAAUGUGCUAUAUAGAUGCAAUCAGUCAGUAUUGAUAUUUUUAGUCAUUGACAGGUAAUAGCAAUCAACUAUUUCGUUUAUGUAAUCUUCAUUUGUCAUCUUGAUUAUAUUUUCACUGAUAUUCAACUCAAUUACCAUGGAUUAUUAAAAAUCAUGAAAAGGGCUGGGAAGGUGGCUCAGUGGUAGAGCGCUUG